UCUCUUCGACUGUAAGCCACUUUACACAUUUCGAACGCGCCCGUUCGCAGUCUCGUCGACUGUCAUCGUCGGCGGCCAGUUGAGCUGGUUUAGUUCUUAGCCUCUUAGGGAAUGGGCAACGUGGUGGAGGCGGCGGCCGCGAUCUCGCCGGAGCUCGGCGACGCGCUGGCCAAGGUGGCCGUGUUCGCGCUCGUGCAGGGGCUGGUCUACCUCAUCCUGCGCAAGUCCUCGGACGUCUUCUCCACGGCCAGCGCGGCGAGGUCGCUCAGCUUCCGGCCGAUGCGGAGCAUGAGCGUCCGCCGCGUCCUGGCGGCCUUCUCCGACGUCCCUGUCGGCGUUCCGGAUGACGCCGGCUCCUCCGUGACCCCGCAGGCCGGUGAUGCUGACCGUGACCGGAGGGCAGACUAGUUGAAGUGCUUUGUGUUGAACUAAUGUACGAGUCAGCGGUGCGUGCUUUCUUAGUUUCUUAGCUAUCGUUUGUAGUGAUUGUUCUUAAGAAAGGUUAUAUGAUGAGCAUAAAAAAAUUGUGUGUGUACAGUCGA
Molecule: messenger RNA, 542 nt
Organism: Triticum dicoccoides
Lineage: Eukaryota; Viridiplantae; Streptophyta; Magnoliopsida; Poales; Poaceae
Exons: 1
Coding region: 112-408 (98 amino acids)
Source: RefSeq, a predicted model, not a curated record